Molecule: messenger RNA, 528 nt
Organism: Dovyalis caffra
Lineage: Eukaryota; Viridiplantae; Streptophyta; Magnoliopsida; Malpighiales; Salicaceae
Source: the annotation of a GenBank genome assembly
AUGGAUCCUGUUUUCUACUUCAAGUCAGUCGAAGAUCGUUCUUCGACAUGGUUUUGGUCGACUGUCAUGGUUACAGCAGCUUGGAAUAUGCAGCCAUUAGAAAGCGGUGCCACUGGACUCACUGUGGAAACAAAUGCGGAUGCUCUUCCGCUACCAAUGCGGAUUGGUUGGCUUAAUGACUACUGCUUGCAAGCCAACAUAAACAUCCCCUGGGUAGAGAAAUGCUCAACAAACAGGACAAAACAAAAAUGGGCUCUUUAUGAAGAUGGAUCUAUACGUCCUCAGAAUAACCAAGACAUGUGCCUCACUAGCAAUAGUGGUAAAGCCGAAAGAAGCAUCAUACUCAUCCAAACUUGUAGUCCUGGGUUAUCUAAUCAAGUUUGGGGGAUUAGAGGGGAUGGCAUCAUAUACUUGAGUCCGUAUAAUGGAUUAGUGAUGGUUGUGUUCUAUGCAGAUCCUGUGUAUCGUCAACUAAUCCUUUGGCCGUACAAUGGGAAUAAUUCCCAAAAAUGGAAAUUGAUGCUGUAG